UGUGAAUGAAAGGUAUAUAUUUCGACAAAUGAAGUCAUAAAUCUGAGCUUUUUUUUGAUCUUGAACUGUCUUUCAAUGUAUAUAAUUCAGUGAUAAGAACCCCUCAGUUACUAUUAUUAAAAUUUCUUUUCAAUAUUAUCAUUGUAUUUUAUUAUUUAUAUUUGGACAAAAGAAAAUUUAAUAAGUAUUGAAUUGUUUGUAUUGUCACACUUGAUUUCUGAGCAUCCGUUUCUAUUCAGCAGGCAUCCGCAAAAGGAGACGGCCAUUUUCUGUCCAUCGUGAACGUGUCAACGUGACUAAUUCAACAUGGGUAAGCCUCGUGGUUUGAGGACUGCGCGUAAGCACGUGAAUCACAGACGAGAACAGCGUUGGGCCGACAAGGACUACAAGAAGGCCCAUUUGGGUACAAGAUGGAAGGCCAAUCCCUUCGGAGGUGCUUCCCACGCAAAGGGAAUUGUUCUUGAAAAAGUUGGAGUUGAAGCCAAGCAGCCGAACUCUGCCAUCCGUAAGUGCGUGCGAGUGCAGUUGAUCAAGAACGGCAAGAAGAUCACGGCGUUCGUGCCUCGUGACGGUUGCCUCAACUACAUCGAGGAAAACGACGAGGUGCUAGUGGCCGGAUUCGGUAGGAAGGGUCACGCUGUCGGAGAUAUCCCCG
Molecule: messenger RNA, 655 nt
Organism: Nilaparvata lugens (brown planthopper)
Lineage: Eukaryota; Metazoa; Arthropoda; Insecta; Hemiptera; Delphacidae
Gene: RpS23
Product: 40S ribosomal protein S23
Biological process (GO): translation
Cellular component (GO): cytosolic small ribosomal subunit; ribosome
Molecular function (GO): structural constituent of ribosome
Source: RefSeq, a predicted model, not a curated record